This is a messenger RNA of Durusdinium trenchii, 600 nucleotides long. The record is from the annotation of a GenBank genome assembly. NCBI's taxonomy places the organism in Eukaryota, Dinophyceae, Suessiales, Symbiodiniaceae.
AUGUCACGCAUGGCCACCAACCAGGGGCACCACAGCGCCUCCUCCGGUCAGACGCAUGAGCUCUGGCUGGAUUUCCGCCGGAAUGCGGAGGCCAUGGCAGAACCUCGGCGGGUGGUGCUGCAGCUCUUCUGGAGGAUGAGGGACAUCGUAGACAAGUUAGCCGUCUCGCUCUAUGCAGAGGGCCAUAUCGACGGUGUGGUGGUGGAUAUGGAGACAGGUGCCGGCUGUGCAGAGAAGUGGGACUAUUCCUGGUUGCCCUUAGUCUUGGUGGAUGAGACCGGCGCGGUCUUCAGCGGCCAGACCCAGGCACGCGAGGGCUGGUUGAGGCACCUCGCCGAGGGUCGGCUCUUGGCCUCGAGCCCCGGUGACAUGAGACCGGACACUUCCCCCGCCGACGUGGACGACGCCGACGACGCGGACGACCUCUUCGUCUUCGCCGCGGACGCCUACGAGGCCGCCGACGCGGUGCGGCGCUACGGCUUCGCCAUGAACGUGCUGCUGCUGCCGCCGGACCCCACCACCUGGGCGGUGGCCGCGGCCGGGGCGCCGGCGGAGCGGGCGGUGCAGACGGCGCGGGAGAUUGAAGAGCAAGGAAGGUGA